AUGCCUCGACUUAACGUCUCUAAAAUCCACCUCGCAACCAUUAACCAGAAAAAAUCACUCAUCAAGCUCUCUCACACCGAUAACCAGGCCGGCUGUCUGAUCGUAGAAGCCGCGCCCAAGUCUUUCCAAACCGUCGAUCAGGUGUUGACAAAACUGAAGCGCGACUCCAUCGCUAAGAUGGAAAACCGCAAGUGUACUGGACUUCAUGCCGCUUCUUCCCCCGUCUGUUCGCCUGUUGUCGCGCCCGCUCCUAUCGCUGCCUCUGUGCCCACCUCUUUCUCUGUGUCUGCUCCUACCUUCGCUCCUUCUUCUCCUGUGGCUGCCUUUGCGCCCACCUCUUUCCCUGUGUCCUUGUCUUUCCCUGCCGUGUCUGCUCCCGUUCCUGCUGGUGCUUUCUUUGGCGAGCAGGCAACGUACGACGAACAGCAGCAACAACGCUUCUUUGAAGAAGAAUACAUCGACGACCCCAUGGACGUCCACCGUUAG
Molecule: messenger RNA, 486 nt
Organism: Radiomyces spectabilis
Lineage: Eukaryota; Fungi; Mucoromycota; Mucoromycetes; Mucorales; Radiomycetaceae
Exons: 2
Coding region: 1-486 (161 amino acids)
Source: RefSeq, a predicted model, not a curated record